AGCAGCUGCGCACACUACCGUGCGGAUGGUCCUGUGACUUCAGCAUGGCGGUGUUUGCAGAUUUGGACCUGAGAGCGAGUUCCGACUUGAAGGCAUUGAGAGGGCUGGUGGAGAACGCUGCUCACCUUGGCUAUUCAGUUGUUGCUAUCAAUCAUGUCGUUGAAUUUAAGGAUAAGAAACAGGAAAUUGAAAAACCAGUAGCUGUUUCUGAACUCUUUACAACUUUGCCAAUCGUACAGGGAAAAUCAAGACCAAUAAAAAUUUUAACUAGACUAACAAUUAUUGUUUCGGAUCCAUCUCACUGCAAUGUUUUGAGAGCAACUUCUUCCAGGGUCCGGCUGUAUGAUAUUGUUGCCGUUUUUCCAAAGACAGAAAAACUUUUUCACGUUGCUUGUACACAUUUAGAUGUGGAUUUAGUCUGCAUAACUGUAACAGAGAAACUACCAUUUUACUUCAAAAGACCUCCUAUUAAUGUGGCAAUUGACCGAGGUGUGGGCUUUGAACUUGUCUACAGCCCCGCUAUCAAAGAUUCCACAAUGAGAAGGUACACAAUUUCCAAUGCUCUCAAUUUGAUGCAGGUCUGCAAAGGAAAGAAUGUAAUUCUAUCUAGUGCUGCAGAAAGGCCUUUAGAAAUAAGAGGCCCAUAUGAUGUGGCAAACUUAGGGUUGCUGUUUGGGCUGUCUGAAAGUGAUGCCAAGGCUGCUGUGUCCACCAACUGCCGAGCAGCCCUCCUCCAUGGAGAAACUAGGAAAACUGCUUUUGGAAUUAUUUCCACGGUGAAGAAACCUCGGCCAUCAGAAGGAGACGAUGAUUCUCUUCCAGCUUGCAAAAAGGCCAAGUACUGAUGGCUACUGCUGCUGCACCCACACACCAGGGGUCUGCUACUUCCUUAAGCUUGCUUCUGCCUGUACCCCACUUGGACUCACCAAAAGUUAGGUGCGUGUUUACACACAUCUGUUUAUGUCAUAUUUAGCAUUGUAAAAUUAUAUGUUAAUUAAAAAUUAUGGAAAAUGUUAAACUGUGAGAGGCAAAAAAAUAAUUCCCAGGAAAACUGAAGUUGAAUCCUUUGAAAGGUUUGAAAAGGAUGAGUCAUUAAAAAGAACUGCUGUCGGAGUAGGUGUGAGCAGAUUAACUAAAAUUUGAGAGAGAUCCAGUAAAAAUUCUGCACUUGGAUUGCUUCACUAGAGUCUUAAGUUCCUUAAAGAGACGAACUCAAGAAAGACAGCUUGGAUCUCCUGUCAUUGUAUCCAUACUCCCGAGAACAGGCUUUGACCUUUCUUUAAAAGAUUGGCAUGUGACUGUACGUUUAUAUAUUCUAAACUCAAAUGCUUAGGAGAUGUACAUUGAAUUUUUUUUGAUGCCCCACCUAAAUCUACUUUUAGCCAGCAGA
Molecule: messenger RNA, 1390 nt
Organism: Pteropus alecto (black flying fox)
Lineage: Eukaryota; Metazoa; Chordata; Mammalia; Chiroptera; Pteropodidae
Gene: RPP30
Product: ribonuclease P/MRP subunit p30
Exons: 12
Coding region: 45-845 (266 amino acids)
Biological process (GO): tRNA processing
Cellular component (GO): nucleolar ribonuclease P complex
Molecular function (GO): RNA binding
Source: RefSeq, a predicted model, not a curated record